This is a messenger RNA of Entrophospora sp. SA101, 702 nucleotides long. NCBI's taxonomy places the organism in Eukaryota, Fungi, Glomeromycota, Glomeromycetes, Entrophosporales, Entrophosporaceae. The record is from the annotation of a GenBank genome assembly.
AUGACUUUUCUACGACCUAGAGCAUUAUUGUUCUUACUUGUUAUUAGUAUAUGUUUUUUCUUAUUUUGGCCUAAAACUUUUCAACCAAGAAAAUUUUAUUGUCCAUCAGACGGCACAAUACCCAAAAAUUCAAAUGGUCCCGGGCCUCUACUCGAUGCGACAAGAUCCUCUAUAAUAAUUGACAACGAUGGAAAUCCAAGAGAGUAUCUUAAUGCGAAGGGUUACGUCACUUUUCUUGAUUUGUUAACUAAACAACAUCAAGUUGUUAUAGACCAAUUGAUAAAAAAUGCCAAUAUUGCUGUGGCAAAUAAUAGUGUUUAUUCGGUAACUUUAAAGGCUCAAUUACCACCUUCAGGAGAUAUUCAUGAUUAUAUGUCAUUGGCUAGGUAUUUUUGGCCGGAUCCAACAAAAUCUGAUGGACUACCAUAUAUUCGUAAAGAUGGCUAUUCAAAUCCUGAAUUUUUCACUGUGGAAGAUUAUACUUACUUGAGAAAAAUGUUUAGAGAAGUUCAAGAUUUGGGAUUUGCUUAUCAUUUUACCAGAAAUGAAUCAUAUGUUGAAAAAGCUAUAUUCCGUAUAAAAGAAUGGUUUUUAAAUGAGGAAACAAAAAUGAAUCCAAAUCUUAAUUUUGCAGGUUUCAGGAAAGGUCAAGCUACAGGUUGGAAGACUGGAGUUUUAGAUUUUCAUCAAGUAUUCAGGUAA